Molecule: messenger RNA, 4863 nt
Organism: Odocoileus virginianus texanus
Lineage: Eukaryota; Metazoa; Chordata; Mammalia; Artiodactyla; Cervidae
Gene: B4GALNT3
Product: beta-1,4-N-acetyl-galactosaminyltransferase 3
Cellular component (GO): Golgi cisterna membrane
Molecular function (GO): acetylgalactosaminyltransferase activity
Source: RefSeq, a predicted model, not a curated record
AUGGGGAAGACUGUUGCUCCUUUUUUAAAGAAGAAGGGAGGAGGAGGUGCCUGGCACAGAGACCCGCAAGGCCCCGGAAGGGUUCUGGCUCCCAGAACAGGGUACGGCAGCUGGAGGGAGCUGGCCAAGGCUCUGGCCAGCAGAAACAUUCCGGCCGUGGACCCGAAUCUGCAGUUCUACCGUCCCCAGAGGCUGGGCCCCAAGGACCCAGGCUCAGCGCGUGGUGGGAGUGGAAACAGCAGCUACCUGAAGUGGAAUAAGCCGGUGCCCUGGCUCUCAGAGUUCCGCGGCCGCGUCAACCUGCACGUGUUUGAGGACUGGUGCGGCAGCUCCAUCCAGCAGCUGCGGAGGAACCUCCACUUCCCCCUGUACCCCCACAUCCGCACAACCCUAAGGAAGCUGGCCGUGUCUCCCAAGUGGACCAACUACGGCCUCCGCAUCUUUGGCUACCUGCACCCCUUCAUGGACGGGGAGAUCCAGUUUGCCAUCGCUGCUGACGACAACGCAGAAUUCUGGCUGAGCCGGGACGACCAGGUCUCCGGCCUGCAGCUGCUGGCCAGCGUGGGCAAGACUGGAAAAGAGUGGACUGCCCCUGGAGAGUUUGGAAAAUUCCGGAGUCAGGUUUCUAAGCCGGUCAGCCUGGCAGCUGCCCGCCGCUACUACUUCGAGGUGCUGCACAAGCAGAACGACCAGGGCACCGACCACGUGGAAGUCGCGUGGCGGCGGAAUGACCCCGGGGCCAAGUUCAGCAUUAUUGACUCUGCUUCCCUGUCCCUCUUCACAAAUGAGACCCUCCUGAGGAUGGACGAGGUUGACCACAUCCCGCAUACAGCAGCCAGCCACGUGGGCUCCCCAGACCCGCUUCCCACUGACGAACAACCACCCGCCGACAUGCUGCGGCCCGACCCUCGGGACACUCUCUAUAGAGUGCCUCUGAUCCCCAAGGCUCAGCUCCGACACGUCUUGCCCGACUGCCCCUACAAGCCCAGCUACCUGGUGGACGGGCUCCCUCUGCAGCGCUACCAGGGACUCCGGUUUAUUCACCUAUCUUUUGUUUACCCCAAUGACUACACCCGCCUGAGCCACAUGGAGACCCAGAAUAAGUGCUUCUACCAGGAAAACGCCUACUACCAAGACAGGCUCAGCUUUCAAGACUACAUCAAGAUUGACCAGCCUCAGAAGCAGGGCCCAGAGCAGCCAGGUUUCGAGGACGGCCUUCUAGAAGAAUCCCAGUAUGGAGAAGUGGCAGAGGACACCCCUACCCCUGAUGGCCAGAAUGCCAGGAUGCCAGCGGGGAAGUCAGACCCCCCCACAGCUCCCCGGCAGGAUACCCCUGACCGCCGCCUCCGAAACCUGCGGAGACUCCUGGCUCGGGCCCUGGAGGGCCUGGCAGCACCCCCUCCCUGGCAGAACUCCACAGCCUCCCUCCCCAUGAGGCCCAGUGCCGCCCCUGCCCAGCCAGCAGAUAAGAAGGCGAGGAAGCCCAGCCUUGAGCCCCACCAGGCUCCGAAGCAUCCUGACAAGUGGCCUCUGGGUCCCCAGGCCGGGCGCUCGCCUCCAGCGAAGAGGCCCAGGCCCCCCGGUGCCAGUCCUGGGAAGAUGCUAGGGCGGUCCCAGUGGCUGAACCAGGUCGAGUCGUACAUCGCAGAGCAGAGAAGGGGUGAUAGGAUGGAGCCUCCGGACCCCAGGAGGGACUGGCCUGAAGAGCAGGACGUGGUGGUGGCAGUAGCCGGCCAAGAAGGACAAACAGACGGCGAGGCUGAGGGGGAGGACGAGGGGGAGGACGAGGAGGAUGUGAGCGAGGUGUUGGAGUACCUGUCCAUGUUCGACCCGGUGGUGAACUGGGAACAGACCUUCAGUGCCCACGACCUGGAUUUCCAAGCACUGCGGACAGACUGGAUCGACCUGAGCUGUAACACGUCGGGCAACCUGCUGCUUCCAGAGCAGGAGGCGCUCGAGGUCACGCGGGUCUUCCUGAAGAAGCUCAACCAGAGGAGCCGGGGGAGGUACCAGCUUCAGCGCAUUGUGAAUGUGGAGAAGCGGCAGGACCACCUCCGCGGGGGCCGCUACCUCCUGGAGCUCGAGCUGCUGGAGCAAGGCCAGCGCCUGGUGCGGCUCUCCGAGUUCGUGUCCACGCGCGGCUGGCAGGGCGCCGAUGCCGCGGGCGGGAAGGAGGCUGAGGCCCGGAACCUGCAGGGCCUGGUGUGGAGCCCACAUGACUUCCAAGGGCACGUUCCGGGUGCCCGGGCCCCGGAGCCCAAGCUGUGCUGGCCCCAAGGCUUCUCCUGGAACCACCGCGCCGUGGUCCACUUCAUUGUGCCGGUGAAGAACCAGGCGCGCUGGGUACAGCAAUUCAUCAGAGACAUGGAGACCCUGUCCCGGGUCACCAGUGACCCACACUUCAAUAUCAUCAUCACCGACUAUAGCAGUGAGGACAUGGAUGUCGAGAUGGCCCUGAAACAGUCCAAGCUGCGGAGCUACCAGUACAUGAAGCUAAGUGGGAAUUUUGAACGCUCAGCUGGACUCCAGGCUGGUGUGGACCUGGUGAAGGACCCGCACAGCAUCAUCUUCCUUUGCGACCUCCACAUCCACUUCCCAGCUGGCAUUAUCGACACCAUCCGGAAGCACUGCGUGGAAGGCAAGAUGGCCUUCGCCCCCAUGGUCAUGAGGCUGCACUGCGGGGCCACCCCCCAGUGGCCCGAGGGCUACUGGGAGGUGAACGGAUUCGGGCUGCUAGGCAUCUACAAGUCAGACCUGGACAGGAUCGGCGGCAUGAACACCAAGGAGUUCCGAGACCGCUGGGGCGGAGAGGACUGGGAGCUGCUGGACAGGAUCCUCCAAGCCGGCCUGGAAGUGGAGCGUCUCUCCCUCCGAAAUUUCUUCCAUCACUUCCAUUCCAAGCGGGGCAUGUGGAACCGCCGCCAGAUGAAGACGCCAUAACCCUGGCAGGGGUGGGGCGCCCACUGGACUGAUGGCUUCCAGCACCUGGACCGCAGUGGCCUGGCCAGUGCCCACUCGCUGCCGGAGUGGGAAGGGAGGGUAGCAAGGGCCGUGGUGGGCCCGAGCAGCCUCCGAGUACCCCCUGCCCUGGCGGCCGUCCUCCGCCUCUGGGCCUCCAGGGCCAGGAGACUAGACAGAGGCGGCAGAGUUCUCAGGAAGGGCAGCGGGACCAGGUUGAGGGAGGCGAGCCCAACCUGGGCAGACCGCACUGACCAGGAGGCACCUUCCAGGGCCCACCCGGGGCUCCUCGGGGGGGCAGUGACCAUGGACUGGAAGCUCUUCUAUUGGGCGAAUUUUAUUGGGGUUUUACUUUUUUUUUUAAUAGAAAACCAAAACCACACAUGUCCAGACCCAGCAUAGACUGUGAGGGGGGUGGAGUUGUGCAUUUAGGAAGGGCACCCCGCCUCCCCCUGCAUACCUCAGACUCACAGGUGCGUCCCUGGGCCCUGGGGAGCUGGCCCCACGUGGAGCUGUUCCCAGCUCCCCUGCAGGUCCGUGCCUCCGGGACACACACACCCUCCUAGGUAGCCAACCGACAGCUGGCCACGGAUCAGGGCAUUAACCUCACCCUCCAGCCGCACUGGCUCCAGGCUGGCUGGAAGCACAGAGGGGACCAACUCCUCCCAGUGCCUCAGGGGUUGGGGGCCAGGGAACCAACAGGGGGCGGUGGGCUCCUGGCUCCCCCGUGCAGGGCGGACAUGCAUCACAGGUGAGGGAGGGGGGCGGGAUGGCAGGGGCGAGAAGCCCCCUUCUGUCCCAGCCACCUGUGAGCUGGGCCUUGGGGACCACAUGAAGCAGAGCGGGGAGAGGAUGAGGGGAGGUGUGAGGUCCGGGGGGAGGGAUGAGAAGGGAAGCGGGAAGCCUGAGUCCUCCCAGCUCAGCCCCUCCUGCCGCCCACAGGGAGGAAGAGGAGAAAGACCCUCUGAGCUGGGGAGCGGCCCCGGGGGGGAAGGUCUGGGGAGGUCAGGCAAGGGUGUCGUUCUGUCCACAGAGCCGGAGCAGGACUGAAAAGUGAAGCCGUUUCAGGGAGCACAGCCCUCGGCCUCUGUGGCCUGGGGCGCCUUUUCUGUCACCUAGAUCUCAUCGCACAUUUCUCUUGCACUAAUGAUCCCAGGCGCCUCUAGGCUGGGGAUGUUUCUACUGCUGCUGCCUUCUGCGCUGCUCUGACUCACCACCAGUGUGCUGGACGCGGCCUCGCAAAGCCCAGCAUCUGUGAGGAAGGGCCCGGAGUGGGUGUGGCGGGGCCCGGGGGGCCAGCCCGCUGGGCAGCCCAGGCUCGGUGUCGUGAAGGAGUCCAGGUCUCGGUGUGUGGAACUGCAAGUCCGCCCGGUGGGCCCCACGCUCACCCAGAGCAUGAACUUGGCCUCCGGGAGAAUGGAGCCCCGCGGGAACCUUCUGGACGUUGACGAGAACCCCUGCCUCCCUCCUAAGAAAUCAGGAAGGACAUGGAUUUUUUGGUUAAUAGAUUGUGGCUUGUGGAUGCUCCAUCUGCCCUCAGGCUAUGGCCUUUUAUGGCCCUGGCUCACACGCCGUGCCUUCGGAGAAGGGCUGUAGGGAGUGGGUGAGAGCUGCGGCUGCCUGGGCGGCCAGGUUUCUUUCUGGGGCUACUUUUAUCCCUGGCGUUGCCCAGCAAGGCCUGAGUCCACCCAGAUGGCCCUCCUGCUUCACUCCUCCUGAGGACAGGUGUCUGCCCAGCCUCCCCUCCCCGGCCUGCCACCCCCUCUGCCCCAGCCAGUGCCUUGCAUUCUGUGUUUGUUACCUCCACACCAUCUGCCUUAAUGGAGGGGGCCUGGCAUGGCCCCUACUCGGUAGGGAAAUGUGUAGGGUGCGGGGAGGGAAAGCGUUAAAUACAGCAUCUUCUCA